Messenger RNA from Labrus mixtus (cuckoo wrasse), 4157 nucleotides. It is a transcript of the gene fsta, whose product is annotated as follistatin a. Gene Ontology annotation, biological process: cell differentiation; regulation of BMP signaling pathway; multicellular organism development. The coding region runs from base 114 to 1079 and encodes 321 amino acids. The record is from RefSeq and is a predicted model, not a curated record. The transcript is spliced from 5 exons. Lineage: Eukaryota; Metazoa; Chordata; Actinopteri; Labriformes; Labridae. Gene Ontology annotation, molecular function: activin binding; protein binding.
UUUAAAAAGAGAGGCUGCAUUCUCAGACUGACACUUAUUCAACACUGCCACCCUAAGCAGAUUACUUUUGCGCUUGCCUGUGUCAAAUACGUAGUUCACAUUGCCUCUCCAUCAUGUUUAGGAUGCUGAAACACCACCUCCACCCGGGCAUUUUUCUCUUCUUCAUAUGGCUUUGUCACCUCAUGGAACAUCAAAAAGUUCAAGCUGGGAACUGCUGGCUGCAGCAGGGGAAGAACGGGAGGUGCCAGGUGCUCUACAUGCCCGGGAUGACCAGGGAGGAGUGCUGUCGGAGUGGAAGACUGGGGACGUCCUGGACCGAGGAGGACGUCCCCAACAGCACGCUCUUUAGGUGGAUGAUCUUCAAUGGCGGAGCCCCAAAUUGCAUACCUUGCAAAGAAACCUGCGAUAAUGUUGACUGUGGGCCUGGAAAGAGGUGCAAGAUGAACAGAAGAAGUAAGCCGCGCUGCGUGUGCGCGCCAGACUGCUCCAACAUCACCUGGAAAGGACCCGUCUGCGGCUCAGACGGGAAGACCUACAAAGACGAAUGCGCACUGCUGAAAGCUAAAUGUAAAGGCCACCCAGACCUGGACGUGCAGUACCAGGGAAAGUGCAAGAAAACGUGCCGUGACGUCUUGUGCCCCGGCAGCUCCACAUGCGUCGUGGACCAGACGAAUAACGCGUAUUGUGUGACGUGUAAUCGGAUUUGCCCUGAGGUGACGUCGCCUGAGCAGUACUUGUGUGGAAACGACGGGAUCAUCUACGCUAGCGCGUGUCACCUGAGAAGAGCUACCUGUCUCCUGGGCAGAUCCAUCGGAGUGGCAUAUGAGGGAAAAUGCAUCAAAGCCAAGUCGUGUGAGGACAUCCAGUGCAGCGCAGGGAAGAAGUGUCUGUGGGAUUCUCGGAUGAGCCGAGGCCGCUGCUCGUUGUGUGAUGAGGCCUGUCCAGAGAGCAGGACGGACGAGGCGGUGUGUGCCAGCGACAACACCACAUAUCCCAGUGAAUGUGCCAUGAAGCAGGCUGCUUGCUCUAUGGGGGUGCUGCUAGAAGUCAAGCAUGCAGGAUCUUGCAACUGUAAGUAAACAAUAAAAGAGAAAAUAUGAGAAGAAUGAAAAAAAAACAUCCCUGUCAUCCCUCUCUCCAAGCGAAAGACAAUAUUUCAUGUUGCUUCCCCCAGCAGAAAACAUCCCCUGAAAGUGCCCCCCCCCCCCCCCCCAUCCCAACUUUCCCAAAACUCUUCCCACCCCUCAGCCACACCACCAAGCGCAGCUUAAGCAAGCAAAAUGGACUUGGGAAUAGAAGAACUUGCAUGAUGUUGUCUUUGUUGCUGGCUUUUGUUCUUGUGUUCUUGUUAUUUUUUUCUAUUUUAAUUUGACUCUUUUCAAUUCUUCUGCAAAACAAAAAACAGAAAAGUGAAUGAAAAGGCAUAAAUAUGUAUCAGCAGACUCGAUCUAAAGGUCUGAGGAAAGCUAACCCGAUAAAAUAAUUACAAAUAAUAAAGGAAACUAAUUUUGUUUGCAGUGGAACAAUCCUGAUAUUUAAAUGUCUAGUUAACUUUUUAAUCGUUUGAGAGACCUGCAGGAGCAGGUUGCCUUAAAUAUCAUGCAGUUUUUAAUCAGUAAUGGAUUCUUUAUUAUGAGUGUGGUCAAAUCUUUACAGCUUGUAAAUUCUAUGGUCACAUUUGCUAAUAUCAAGUUAUUGGUGUAUUUGUGUUUUAUAUUAUGUUUUUCUUGCUUUUCUUGUUGCUUUCGGCUGUUAUCAAUCAAUCAAAAUGCACUGCCUCUUGUGACAUACACCUCACUGCCAACAUGUCGAUAAGGACAGAAUACCUUUAAAUAUAUGGUGUGCAUAAGGUGAUUGUAACAUUGGUGCCAUGUAAGUGAUAAUUAGAAGGGAUUUUAAUGCUGGUUUUCAUGUAGACCUCUUUGUCUGUAGCGCCACUCAUGCGCUCUUAAAUCUGUGGGUCAAACCGUCAAAUUGAAUGAUGGCCUCAAGGAAGUAUCAAAUUUACAUUCCAAGACGAGGGUUUGUUUCUUUCUCCUGGUUGAGUACGUAAAUGUGAUGUACCUAAGGUAUGCAAUUUAAUCCAAGGGACCAACUUUAUGAUCACCUCAUGAGCUAAAUAUAAAUGUGAAAGUUCACAGUUUGCAGGAUAAGCAGAGGAAGCUUGUUGAACCGCGCUCUCUUACUUCUCACUGAAAAUUUUACCCGCUAACUUAAACUGUUCGUGCUGUUUCCAGUGAAUGUAUUGUCCAGAAUAUGUAUCAAAAUGACAAAUCCAUUCGGAUCUAUGAGGGACUGCCUGUGUUUUUUUUUUUCUUUUUCCGUAUUGUCACUCUUGCUCCUGCUUGUGUGCAUAUAUUAUUAUUUUUUGUCCAAUGUAAGAAAAAAAGGAAAUACCUCAGAACUGUGUUGAUGUCCUUUGACCUGCUUGCUAUAAGGCCAGGCUGUGACACAGAGUCCUCCCUCCCUGUUUGUUUGAGCCAGAAACACGAAACAGGCCAAUCAGAGCAAAGAAAUGAUCUAGUACAAGAACACAAGAGCACUUUUCUGUGUUUUGUGUGUCUGCUUUCAGGAAUCUACCCAAAAGAGACCCGAUCCACUGCAACCAUCAGCCCUUUAGCACCCUCCUUCAACCCACCUUGUAUGACCCCCCUUCCCCCCCUCCCCCCCCUCCCCCCCCCAAACCACACAUCUACCCCUAUUCUACAUCAUUCUUCUCUUGAUGCAGCUCUGUCUUGUAAAUGGGAACUGAAUUGGGGAUACCACAGUAGUUGUCAAGUCAUACACAUUUCCUCAAACACAGAUUCAUACAAAGACACAGAUGCAUAUAUUCACACGAACACACACACACACAUACACACACACAUAGACACAGAAAAACAAAAGGGAGAGUGUGUGCCAGUGGCUUUGCUGUGCGUAUAUCUUUUAGAACAUUCAUUAUUUCUGCACUGUUGUGGUCCAUAUUCAUACAACAGCUACCGUAUAUUCUCCCACAUAGCCAUUACAGAAGACCACGAGGAGGAUGAGGAAGAUGAGGACUCAGACUACAAGGCCUUUGUCCAUAUAUCUUCUAUUCUGGAUGGAUAGGCCCCCAUCACUAGGGGAACAGUCCUAGGGCAAGGAAUCAUGUCCAUACUGUAAAUUAUGUGUAUGCUUAUUUAUUUUUUAAAGAAAAGGAAGUAUACAUAUAGUUCAGUCUGCUAGCUGUUUAUUUAUACUUUUUGUGUUUUAUAAUUUAUACUAUUACAAUGUCAGGCUUACUAUCUACCAUGAUAUAUUGUGUUACCACUCAUUUCCCCCCUUUUUUUGUUGUUGUCCCUUUUACUUUCUUUUUUUUUUAUCAUGAAGAAAUAUAUUUGUCCAAAGAGAAGCAGUGUUAUUUAUUUUUCAUGUUACGUGUAAGUAUAAGUCCUCUUCAAGCUGUAAAUUGCAUUCCCUGAGCUGUACAAAUCUGCUUGUUUCUGUCAGAUCUCUAUCACAGAUGUUUAUGUCACACAUACGUAAAUGCAUGUUUAGGCUGUGUGUUUAUUUAUUGGGAAUAUAUCAAUCAUUUUAUGUACAGAAGUGUUUCUGGUUGUUUACAACUCAUAAUAACUGACCAAAGGGAUUAUCUCAAUGGUUUUGCAAAAGAGCAUUGUAAAAGCUGCAACACAGCAGUGAUGAAGUGGAAAAGAAAAAGAGAGCCAUUUGUGUUUCUUUUCUUCUUCUUUUUUUGUUACCCUUCCGUUCUUUCCCCUGUAGGUGUGUUUCCACACGGAGACGACAACUUUAGACAUUAUUCAAUAGCAUUUAUUUUGUGUCACCACAGAACAGAGGUAGAUUUUGGAUGAUACUUGAUUUAUUUUUUUUUAAACAAUGUGCCAUUAACAUUUGUGUGCUGUCUUCUUGCCAAUGUGCUCAAUACUGCUCUCGAAGAGCUUAAAUAGGACUAACGGACUGCAGUACUCCACAUAUAUCAGACUUCAUCACUAUGUUUCUUAUUUUUCUUUUUUAUUUCUCAGAAUGCAUUUUAUUUUCAAACAUCACAAGAGAAAUACAAAAUUCUGUUAUGAAUAUAUAGUUUUGUAUUUUUUAUGUAAAUGUCAUAUGUACAUACAAAGUUUGAUGGUAUUUGUACAGAUAUGAAGAGUGAAUCAAUAAAAGUUUUUUUCCUUAUA